AUGUGGAACGUCACCAACGUCACCAUGACGCGGCCCGUGCCCGCGUCGUGGCCCCUGCGGCACCCCAGAAAGAAUUGCCAGCUGACGGGGCCGGCGGCGGCGUCGGCGGCGGGCGGGGGCCCCGGCGACGCGGGGGCGGCGGACGCGCCCGAGCUGGAGGCGGCGGCGGCGGCGCUGGCCGGGCUGCUGGCGGCGGGCGCGGGCGACGCGCCGCCCCCCUACGCGCGGCAGCGACGCGGCGGCGGCGGCGGGAACGAACCCACGACCAUCGACGCCGGCGGCAGCCCGGACUGGAUCAUGGGGCUGGGUAAGCGAGACGCCCGAUACACGCCUUACAUUAGUGUAGGUGUCCUUAGCAACAUGCAGCAGUUCUUCGACAACCUGCGCAACAACCUGGAGAGCCUGGAGUCUCUGCCCAAGGAAGAGCGCGAGGUGUUGCUGGGCCAAUCGGCAGCCGCGUCUGCGGGGUCGUGGCGCGGGGCUUUAGGUGUUCGCGGCUCCCCCAUUGCUGGUCACUGGCGUAGGCGAAGCCUUCGGCAACGCGCGGCGCCGCCUCCGCCGCCCCCGACCCUGCCGCCGCCGCCGCCGCCCGCCCCCGCGCCGGCCUACUCGACGCUGGCGCUGCCGCGGCCGCCGCUGCUGUCUCCACGCCCCGUCACCUCCGCACUCUCUGCCAAACAAGAACGUGCGUUUCGGCCAAGAGCGACUGCUGCUUAUCUCCACGCACUGCGCAAUCAUCGGCCAUCUCAUAAGAUCCGCAACUUUGUUGCUGAGCCUGAGCCAGCUAGUCUGCGAGGCAGCAAUCAUUAUGAUCCCAACUGGUUAUGGACUGGUCUUGGACGAAGACGCUAGACAUUCCCAAAUCCUCAACUAUUCAUGGAAGAUUCUAACAUUUGUCAUCCAUAGUCAUCCAUUGUCUCCUUUGGUCUCAUUUUGUUUUUUCUUUUUGGAGUAUUUAUCUAAAUAAACAAAACAUAGGAAUUACCUAUUUAUCUGUCUCAGUUUUUAUUGCUUAAAACUGAAUAAACAGUUCAAAUUAUGCACAGCAGAUUUAAGUGUCCUUGUACACUCAAUUUUUCUUCCAUUUUCAUAAAAGGUAGCAUGGAAAGAACAGGAAAUAGCAGGACAAGAUUUACUGAAACGUUCUUUGGAAGGACUUCAAUUGUAAUAAGAUUGGACAAAAUUAAGUACUUUAAUAAUACUACUUAAACUCACCAUAAAUAUGGAUCACAUUAUUAUUAUAUAAAUGUAAAUAUUUUUCAUAAAUAAAAUAUCAAGGCAAUAACUCACAACACAAUAAAAUUCACAACAAAUUCUCACUCGAAAAUUCUACUAACACAAAGUUGUAAUAAUUGGUAAUGAAGGGCCAGAAAUUCACUAUUUACAAGGAUACAUACAAAUAUAUGCAUAUAAAGAUUUACAAAAAACCUCUCUUC
Gryllus bimaculatus (two-spotted cricket) is the source of this 1436-nucleotide messenger RNA. The record is from the annotation of a GenBank genome assembly. Lineage: Eukaryota; Metazoa; Arthropoda; Insecta; Orthoptera; Gryllidae.